This is a messenger RNA of Staurois parvus, 1038 nucleotides long. The record is from the annotation of a GenBank genome assembly. Lineage: Eukaryota; Metazoa; Chordata; Amphibia; Anura; Ranidae.
AUGGACAAUGAAGACGUCCCGGAGUUCCUGAGCCCCAAGGAGGAAAUUUUGUAUUGGAAGAAGCUGUCACAGACGUAUAAACAGAGUUUUCAGGAAGCACGCGACGAGUUAGUGGAGUUUCAGGAAGGGAGCAGAGAAUUGGAAGCCGAGCUGGAGACUCAACUGGUGCAAGCAGAGCAAAGGAACCGCGAUUUGCUAGCGGACAACCAAAGGCUGAAAUAUGAAGUGGAAAGUUUGAAAGAGAAGCUGGAGCAUCAGUACUCGCAGAGCUACAAGCAGGUGUCCCUCCUGGAGGACGAGCUGAGCCGCGCUCGAAAUAUCAAGGACCAGCUUCACAAAUAUGUGAGGGAGCUGGAGCAGGCCAACGAUGACCUGGAAAGAGCCAAACGGGCGACAAUCGUGUCUCUGGAAGACUUUGAGCAGAGGCUAAACCAGGCCAUCGAAAGGAACGCGUUCUUGGAGAGCGAGCUUGACGAAAAAGAGUCUUUGUUGGUGUCUGUACAGAGAUUAAAGGACGAGGCGCGAGAUUUAAGGCAAGAAUUAGCUGUACGUGAAAGACAGACGGACGGGAGAAAAUCUGCUCCGAGUUCUCCGACUUUGGAUUGUGAGAAGACCGACUCGGCCGUCCAGGCGUCCCUGUCUUUACCCGCCACGCCCGUGGGCAAAAUCUCAGACAACAGUUUUACCUCUCCGAAAGGUAUACCUAACGGAUUUGGUACCACCCCCCUGACUCCGUCCGCCAGGAUAUCUGCACUUAACAUUGUGGGGGAUCUCUUGAGAAAAGUUGGUGCCUUAGAAUCCAAGCUUGCUGCAUGCAGGAACUUUGCCAAGGACCAGGCCUCCCGCAAGUCCUACGUCCCAGGGAGCCUGAACAGCGGUAGUAGCAGCACAAGCAGCAUAGUAAACAGUGGAACAAAGUACUCCCACCCCGGGCACACAACCUUCUUCGAUAAAGGGGCAAUGAAUGGCUACGAACCUCCUGGCAUUCAUGGAUCGCGGCCUCCGUCCCCGCCCGGGAUGCUCCCGCUCAGUGUAUGA